AUGGUGGACAAGCAUAAAUCUCAAAAGUAGAACAAUGGUUACAUUGUCACCGAAGCGAUGACAGAACUUAUGGGGUGUAUGGACAAUUAUAUUGCCAAGAAGGUAAUCAUUCAGCCUGAACUGAUACCGUUUACCUUUGAUUACAUUCCAGCAGUAGGCGAAGUGGACCCAAUGAUUAAAGUUAACGACAACCUUGGCGUUACCAUACUUGACGAGCCAGCAGUGGAACAAACUGAUCCAACAAUUUUAAAUAUGCGCUUGCGUAACCAGUCAAAAGAUACUUUUAAUUCCGACCCACCAGUUAAGAGGCUGGACAGAGCUGAGAAGAAGUCUACUGAAAUUGAUCAGUGGAUUAAUAGCAUUAAGGGUUUACACAGCAAGAAACCAUCAGAUAUAGUGCAUUAUUCAAAUCCAAUGCCAGAUAUUGAACGUCUGAUGCAGGAGUGGCCGCCGAUUAUUGAGCACCUUUUAAGUACCGAAAGCGUAGCAACGGAAUUACACGUGAAUUCUGACUGGUUGAUCAAAAAUCUCUUAAAACUCGGUUACGUUAAGCUUCCUUCGGCAUCGCUGGAUACAUCGCUGGAAGAAUAUGUCGACAUCUGUUUGUUGUUUUUUGACAUACCAGUACGAAAAUCUCGAAUUCAGUCUUUGCAUGUUUUGUUUACACUGCUUUCGGAGUUUCGGAAUUCGCAACACUUUCGAAACCUUGCCGAAAACAAUCAAAUUAAAACCGUUCCAAGUACACACGUAACGGAUCGAUUAGAGUUAUAG
Messenger RNA from Enterobius vermicularis (human pinworm), 771 nucleotides. NCBI's taxonomy places the organism in Eukaryota, Metazoa, Nematoda, Chromadorea, Rhabditida, Oxyuridae. The record is from the annotation of a GenBank genome assembly.